AUGACCCGACCGUGGUACCGCACCCGCCCAACAACAUGGCACCUAGACAUGGACCGCUUCAUCAACCCCUUCAUCCCCGCCUCCGUUUUACCCCAUUUCCCGACGCCAAUCGCUUACUUUUUGGGUUACCGAGGUCCGAGAUCGCGACGGGCGAAAAAGCCGCCGCUGGGGAAUAUAGCAAUCAUCUUCUUUGCGUUUGUGGGCGUCUUUGUUACCAUUACGAUUAUUGGGGCGGUGGGGGAGCAUUAUGAGGGGUUUAGGGGGAGGGGGGUGCCGGUUGUUGUGGGGAGUUUUGGCGCAGCAGCAGUCCUAGACUUCUACGCCAUCGAAUCCCCCCUCUCCCAACCCCGCAACGCCAUCGGCGGCCAACUGGUCUCCUGCAUAGUCGGCAUCUCCAUCGCCAAACUCUUCGCCUUAUCCCCCAACUUCGAAUCCAUCCGAUGGCUCGGCGCCUCGCUAGCCUGCGCCAGUGCGACAGCCGUCAUGGCGCUCACGGGAACGGUCCACCCGCCCGCGGGCGCGACGGCACUAAUGGCGGUGCUGGAUGAUCAGGUCCAGGCGCUGGGGUGGUUUUUGAUUGCGCCCGUGAUGCUGGGGUGUGCGAUUAUGCUUGUUUGUGCGCUUUUGGUGAAUAAUUUGCAAAGAAGGUUUCCUAUGUAUUGGUGGAGUCCGGAGAAGACGGGGGGGGUUUGGAGUGGCCCCCCGGGGAAGGAUGGGAGCGGGGAAGAGGUGACCAUGGAGACAGAGGAGAAGGGGGGAGAGAAGGGACUGGGAGGUAAAGCUGGGUCGAGUUCGGAGUCGCGACUGGGGAGGGGAGCGAGGAGUGAUGAGACGUUGAGAGAAGGAGAUGUAGAUAUUGAAGCGCAGAGUGGGACGUUGUCCGAGUCGGGGGAUGAUAAUGACAAUGAGGGGAGGAGGAAAAAGAAGGAGGAUGGCGAUGGUGAUGGUGAUGAGAGAGGGCCGAGGGUGGUGAUUUCGAGGGGAGGGGUGGAGAUUCCUGAGGGUCUUAGUCUGAGGCCGGAAGAGGUGAGUUUUUUGGAGACGAUUUGUGAGCGGUUAUGAGCUCUUGAGAGCAAGCGUGUUUGAGCGUGUUGGCGUUUGAGCGUUCUUCGAGUUAGGAUACCACUUAGUUAAAACGGAUUGGGGACAAAGAUGUGAUGCCAUGACGAUGUGAGGCCCUCCAGGUCGGCAAGUUUCAGACCUUUCUGUUUGAUUGGCG
Neurospora tetraspora is the source of this 1219-nucleotide messenger RNA. RefSeq names its product HPP family-domain-containing protein. The transcript has 2 exons. The record is from RefSeq and is a predicted model, not a curated record. The coding region runs from base 1 to 1062 and encodes 353 amino acids. NCBI's taxonomy places the organism in Eukaryota, Fungi, Ascomycota, Sordariomycetes, Sordariales, Sordariaceae.